CUUGGUGUUUGCUUUUUUUCUUUGUCCUACAGCCACUGUUUGCAUUGCGAACUCGCGCGCUUUCUCUCUAUCUCUUUCGCGUCCUUUCCCAAUUCCCUAACACAUUUUUUGCGGGAACUGCCGAAUUGAUGUAAAUGAAGGCACGAAGUCGAGUACUUGUAUCGAAGGAUAACCAAACAAAAGUCACGACUAGCUAACACGGAUGUUCGAGUGCGAGCACUGGGAACUCUCUUCUUGAAUAGUACCAAUUAAUUCCGCUCACUAACAAUACACUGGAUUCUGUUCGAUUCAUUCAAAGUUACAGAUUUAAUUAACAUUUUGAACGUAAGAGAUUCUGCCACUCGACCGCCUUUAGAAACGAACCCUUCCGUUACUGUAUUUCUUUUGAGAUGCUCUGUGUUUCUUUCAAUUAAUCUUAAAUAUAACGGUACCCCAUGAAGGGGUCUUUGUGACUUCUAAGAAGAAAUUUUAGAAAUACUACUUUAUUUGUGUGUAAUCUGUAUGGUUAAAAUUUCAUUAACAUAAAAAAUAUAUGAAUUUUCAUGGUGGUUAUGGCCGUUAUGCCUUGAAUAUAAUUUCUAAAUUUCAUAAAGAUCCAUUCAGUACUUUUUACGUAGUUUUGGAUAAAAAAAACAAAUGACUAAUGUGUGCGUUUUUGUGUAUGUGUGUGUGUGUGAGUGUAUAUAUGCAUAGAUAUCUGUAUGCAUGUAUAUAUGUGUACAUAUUACAUGUACAUCUAUAUAUACAUCUACACAUAUGUAUACAUAUACAUGUAUGCAUAUAGAUCUAUAUCUCUAUAUAUAUCUAUACAUAUACGUGUACAUAUACGUCUAUAUGUAUACAUAUACAUCUCUCUCUCUGAAACCAUUAAAGUGAAAGUAUCUGUCAUUAUAUUAUCGAAAUUUGAUUGUUUCAGUUAGUGGAAUAGUUUAAUUUUUAAAGUGAAAGUAUUUGACAUGAGUGCUUGUGUUUCACUUUUGACACGUAAUACUUAAAUAGUGGAGGAGAUAUUAUGGAGUGCUUUUGUUUCACUUUUGACACGUAAUACUUAAAUAGUGGAGGAGAUAUUAUGUUGCUGUGGGCUCGAACUAUGCAAGAAGUUAAACAUUUUUUUUGACUAAAACACAACCCGGACCCUAAGUAAGGAAAAUAAGCUUACAUAGGUGUGAAGGAACUAAACUUAGGACAUAAGCACAACAAUGAACAAAGGUUGCACGUUCGUAUUUCUCUCUUACUUUUGAUUGCAGCCCAUUUAAUUGUCCUACCAUCGUAGCAACACCAUCUUCGGUAAGUGCAAUUAAUUUGUUUCCACACUUCCACAUUUCAAUGCGUUUAAAGACAUGUUCAGAUAAAGCAUUUGCUGAAUGAUCUGCACUAAUGUCAGUAACUGGUACUUAAUUUAUCAACCCCAAAAAGAUGAAAGGCAAAGUCGACCUCGGCGGAAUUUGAACUCAGAAUGUAACGGCAGACGAAAUACCGCUAAGCAUUUCACCUGGCGUGCUAACGAUUGUGCCAACUCACCGCCUUUGCACAUCUCUUCUUGUCGUUAGAUCCCCUGUCCUUGUUUGUUUACCACAGACCUUAUUGUAGCAUCUACACCACAUUGGGUUCCUACCAAGCGAGCCCACCCAGCAACAUUGUGACACCCUUGUGCCCCAGUGCACGUACUUUAGUCCGGACCCUGCAAUCUUCGUGUUUGGCUUUGAGGUAUCGGUCUGGCAUGCUAACAAUUAUCCUCCAAGUAAAUAUUAAUGGUUCCUUAUAUCAGUCAUGCUCUGGCAGUCAGCUCUUAUUUUGUAAGUUUUUUUUUACAGAUCAUGGACAUGCUACAGUUUUUCUGUGUGUUUACAUUGCGUUUUUAUUUGACGAAUGCACAAAUUUAUAAAAUUUUCCGAACUGAAAAUGUUGUCCUCAAUGGAAAUAUUACUCUCCACUUUGAGGUACCAAAUAUGGAGAGACCUGUCACGUGGAGGUGUGGGACUCGGAAGUACAAGUGUGAUGACACAUGCUAUAACGGUUAUGAAUUUAAAGUGACACAGAGUGCAAAUUCUUCUUCUCUCUGGAUCCGAAACGUAACUAAGGAACUUCUGUCUUGUACAUGUUAUGACAAUAACCAAAACUCUGGAAAAUUUGAUUUGGAGCGAAACAGUCUGACAAAAGCGGAAAUUUAUGAAAUUAUCCAAAAUGAUAAUGGUACACUUGACGUAACUGCAACUUUACAGAUUGAAAUACCAAACAUGAAAAGACCAACCAUUUGGAAAUACAACAAUUAUAAAUAUGAAUGUGACCGGACAUGCGCCAACAGCCCUGAAUACAGAGUGACACAAAGUGGGAAUGUUUCCACUUUUAGGAUCCAAAGCGUAACUAAGGAACGUUUAUCUUGGAAAUUUGAGGACUACAACCUCAACUAUGGAAAAUUUGAUUUGAAGAUACACAGUUUGACAAGAACAGAAAUUUAUAAUAUUACUCAAAGCGGACCAGUUGCAUUAGGAGGCAAUGUUUCUCUUUAUAUAGACGUAUACGAUAUGAAAAGAAUUGUUGUCUGGAAAAAUUACUAUGGAAGAUAUGAAUGUGAUACGGCUUGCUAUAAUCAUGGUAAUUAUGAAGUUACACAGAAUGGUAAUUCAUCGAAUCUUUUGAUCCGAAAUGUCACCAAAAAAGAUUUGACUUGGCGUUUUUGUGACUUCUAUCUCUGCUCUGAAAAUUAUACUUUAGAGACAAAAGGUAAGGAAAUUACUUUUGCUAAUAAUAACAAUAAUAAUUCUUUCCAAUUUUGGCACAAGGUCAGCAAUUUCAUUUGGAAGAGGUUCCUCGAUUACAUUAAUUUGGGUAUAUUUAGCUAGUGCGGAGGCGCAAUG
Octopus bimaculoides (California two-spot octopus) is the source of this 2858-nucleotide messenger RNA. RefSeq lists its product as uncharacterized. Lineage: Eukaryota; Metazoa; Mollusca; Cephalopoda; Octopoda; Octopodidae. The record is from RefSeq and is a predicted model, not a curated record.